Empidonax traillii (willow flycatcher) is the source of this 5765-nucleotide messenger RNA. It is a transcript of the gene PHF20L1, whose product is annotated as PHD finger protein 20 like 1. The coding region runs from base 192 to 3236 and encodes 1014 amino acids. Gene Ontology annotation, cellular component: NSL complex. The transcript has 21 exons. Lineage: Eukaryota; Metazoa; Chordata; Aves; Passeriformes; Tyrannidae. Gene Ontology annotation, biological process: regulation of transcription by RNA polymerase II. The record is from RefSeq and is a predicted model, not a curated record.
UGACAUCCGCAAUAAAAUUAAAAGCCAGUUGUGACUGAAACUUGCUCAGUGCUGUGAGUGCGACUCCAGAGCGCACAGAAAGGCUGCAGAUGGCUUUUUUUUUUUUUUUUUUUGUUCUAAUUUUGAUUUUACUUGUCCUUUAGGCCAUGUUUAUCUCUUCUUGGUAAGGUGGUGAAAAAGAAAAUAUCAAGAUGAGUAAAAAGCCUCCAAAUCGUCCUGGAAUCACAUUUGAGAUUGGUGCUCGUUUGGAAGCACUGGACUAUUUGCAGAAAUGGUAUCCAUCUCGUAUUGAGAAGAUAGAUUAUGAAGAGGGGAAGAUGUUGGUCCAUUUUGAGCGCUGGAGUCAUCGCUACGAUGAGUGGAUUUACUGGGACAGCAACAGGUUGCGACCCCUGGAGCGACCAGCAUUAAGGAAAGAGGGCCUGAAAGAUGAUGAAGAAUUUGUUGAUUUUAAACCUGGAGAAGAAGUCCUAGCUCGUUGGACAGACUGUCGAUAUUACCCUGCAAAGAUUGAAGCCAUUAAUAAAGAAGGAACAUUCACAGUACAGUUCUAUGACGGUGUCAUUCGAUGUCUUAAAAGGAUGCAUAUCAAAUCUAUGCCAGAGGAUGCAAAAGGGCAGGCGCGCGAGAGGGAGCAGAUAGCGCCGGAGCUGAGAUUAGUGACGGAAAUCGAACCAAAAGAAGAUUGGAUAGCUUUGGUCAAAGCUGCUGCAGCAGCAGCAGCCAAGAACAAAGCAGGAAGUAAACCCAGAACCAGCGCAAACAGCAAUAAAGAUAAAGAGGACAGAAAGUGGCUAAAAGUCCCUUCAAAAAAGGAAGAAACCUCAACCUCUACAAUCAUGCAGGAUGUCCAAAAAAAAGAAGAGGAGCCUACAUCUAGUGACACAUUUGAAGUAGGAUUUCCUGUAGUGGAUGUUCCAAAGAUGGCCUUUGUGCAGGCAGAGAGCACGUUAUCACACAAGAGGAAAAGUAAUCUAGGCAACUCAUUUCAGGCAAAGAGAGCUCGUCUAAACAAGAUCACUGGUUUAUUGGCAUCCAAAGCUGUUGUUGCGGAUGGUGCUGAAAAAAAGGAAGGCAACAAAGAAACAGCUCCAGUCCUGGAGCAGGAGAUUUCACCUAAACCACAAAGUCAGAAAAAAAAUGAAGCUGAUAUUAGCAGUUCUGCCAACAUUCAGAAACCUGCACUGUUAUCCUCAACUUUGUCUUCAGGAAAGGCUCGCAGCAAGAAAUGCAAACAAGAAUCUGGAGAUUCUUCUGGGUGUAUAAAGCCCCCUAAAUCACCACUUUCCCCAGAAUUAAUACAAGUCGAGGAUUUGACGCUGGUCUCUCAGCUUCCUUCUUCUGUGAUAAAUAAAACUAGUCCAUCACAGCCAGUGAAUUCCCCUAGAUCCUACAAACAUAGCCAGCGGAGAAGAAGAUCACAGCGUUUAGCCACUUGCUCCUUGCCUGAUGAUUCUGUAGAAAAAGUUUCUUCUCCCUCUUCAGUUACUGAUGGAAAAGUGUUCUCCAUCAGUGGUCAAAACCAACAGUCAUCAAAGUUGGAGGUACCUGAUGUUGCUCACAUGUCACUUGAGAAGCGUGGACCAUGUCUCCCUCUUGAUUUAAGCCGUAGUUCAGAAGUUACAGCACCAUUAUCCACAGAAUCCACUUUCCGUAAUGAAUAUCCCAGUAAAGACAAGGAAGAUAUUCAGAUGGUUACAUAUCUUUCUUCUAAAGCAGUAACUGAUGGAAGAGUAGCUACAGCAGCGUCAGGUGCAGCGAAAGUGGAAAGAAAAGGAAAACUGGAAGAGAAAAGUUCUUCAGCAUAUGGUAAAAAGAAAGAAAAAGAAAAGGAGAAAAAAGAGAAAAAGGAAAAAGAUCAUAAACCAAAACAGAAAAAGAAGAAGAAAAAAAAGAAGAAAUCUAAGCAGCAUGAUUAUUCAGAUUAUGAAGACAGUUCUGUUGAAUUCUUGGACAGGUGCUCCUCUCCCUUAACCCGGUCCUCGGGCAGCUCCCUGACUUUGCGCAGCAUGUUCUCCGAGAAGAACACAACCUACCAGUAUCCAAGAGCUAUUUUGUCUGUUGACCUUAGUGGAGAAAACCUUUCAGAUGUGGAGUUCUUGGAUGAUUCUUCUACAGAGAGUUUGUUACUUAGUGGUGAUGAAUACAAUCAGGAUUUUGAUUCAACUAACUUUGAAGAGUCUCAGGAUGAAGAUGAUGCCCUCAAUGAAAUCGUUAGGUGCAUUUGUGAACUGGAUGAAGAAAAUGGCUUUAUGAUUCAGUGUGAAGAAUGCUUGUGUUGGCAGCACAGUGUAUGCAUGGGACUGUUGGAGGACAGCAUUCCAGAUCAGUACAUCUGUUACAUCUGCAGAGAUCCACCAGGGCAGAGGUGGAGUGCCAAAUAUCUUUAUGACAAAGACUGGCUAAACAAUGGACACAUGUGUGGAUUAUCAUUUUUGAAAGAAAACUACUCUCAUCUUAAUGCCAAAAAGAUCGUGUCAACACAUCACCUACUGGCAGAUGUUUAUGGUGUCACUGAAAUACUCCAUGGGUUGCAGUUGAAGAUCGGGAUAUUGAAAAAUAAACACCACCCAGACCUUCAUCUCUGGGCUUAUUCAGGGAUGCGAAAAGAACAAGAACAAAGAACUGUUGGGGUAGAGAAAAAAUUAGUAACUUUACAGGAUGCUGUUAAUCCAUCUGAAAGGACGUGUCAUAGUCAAAACCAUAAAGAGCCACCCAGUAUACCCCUGAAGAUGGAAGAAACAUACAUCACAAGUGAGCACAGUUACCAAAAACCACAGAGUUUUAGUCAAGACUACAAAGCAGUCACUGACCCCAUGAGCUCAGAUGAUGAAGACACAAGUAGUUUUGAGGAAGAUCAGGAAUUUCACACAGAGAAUAAAAACUGUUUACAAUAUUCUUUUAAAGAUGGUGGCAUGAGUGAGCAGAAGAAUUCUGCUGAAGGAAACACUGUGUUUGUUUGUAAUGAAAGAAAAGGCUCAGAAGAACAAGUGGACACACAUCUUCAAUGGCAGCUAAAUCUCCUUACCCACAUAGAGAAUGUACAGAACGAAGUCACCAGCAGAAUGGACCUGAUUGAGAAAGAAGUUGAUGUUUUAGAAAGCUGGCUUGAUUUCACUGGAGAACUGGAACCACCAGAUCCUCUGGCAAGAUUGCCUCAGCUCAAGCGUCGUAUCAAACAGCUCUUAAUUGACAUGGGGAAAGUACAGCAAAUAGCAACGCUUUGCUCUGUAUGACGAAAGGAAGAAUAAAGAAAUAAAAAUAGGUUCUUUACAGUGAAUUUUCUUACUAGCCACAAGACUGACAGGAAGACAGCGAAAAGCUGAGCAUUUAUCUGGUUCUUUGCUGAUUACGUUAAUAGUCUGAAGCUUUAGAAAGAGGAGAGGAAGUUUAGAGUCAGGGAUCUGUUAUAUUGAAAGUAUGAAUGUUCAAUGUCCAGGCUUCAAAAUGGUAUAUGAUAUACUGAGAAAUGUCAAUGUCUCAGGAUUUCAACAUGUUAAACAAGUAAAUCCCCACAUACAAGAAAGUUGAACGAAGAAGAACUCUACAAAGAGCAAUGUUACUAUUUUUAAACCUUUGGCAAACAUUUCUAAAUUAGCAGAAUUCAGCUGACUAAAAAUUCAAUCCUCUUAUCUUACUAGUGAAAGAUAGACACAGAGAGAUCUGUAUUCUCUCUACAAGGAAAGUUUUUAGAUUAUUUUCUUCUCUCGUGCGUUUCAGGAAGAUAAACAUACUAGCUUUGAUUUUUGAAAGAAAUUACUUAUCAUGGUUUCCUUUUGAAAAUAUUUUUUUACAUAGAAAUCCCUAGAACAGCACCCCUAGGCUCCUUUAAAACAUAAGUGGCAAAUACUGGUCAGAUGUGCCAAAUAAUAUUAAAACCACUGGGAUGAGAGUUUGAUUAUGACUUACGUGAAGGUUUUUUUCCAAAGUCCUACUCAGUGCCAGCAAUCCAUCCAAAAUUGUACCUAGUUUAUAUUUUUUUAUGUUCUACUGCAGUAUUCAGGAGUCAAGGUACAGAUUUUAUCCUGGCUAGCUCUAUUCUCGUAUUGACCCUCUGAAAACUUCACCGUCCUCAGCUGGGAUGAGGAAUGACAAGAGCAACAAAACUGUCUGUGGCUGUGAAAGUUCUAAACCACUAGAGAAAAAAAUAUCACAAGUUACCUUAUCCAAGAUGUUUUUUGUUUUUUUUUUUUUUAUAAAAUCUUUCAGCUUCAGUGAACGAAACGUCAUGAAACCAAAGGCAGCCUAAUUGCUCUGUUAGCUCUUGCUGGAUUUUGAGCCCAGGACCUUUCCUGUGGUUACAAGUUGCCGCUGUACCCAGUGCUACUUACACGUCUGUGUGUGUUACGUGUGUACAGACACACAUGUACAUCUAUACAUACUAUAGACAUUUCUAUCUACACAUGUCUAGUUUUAUUACAAUAGACUAUAAGAACUGGUGGUUCAUGUUACCUUUUAACAAGCAGUUUCUAAAAUUGAAAAUAAUGUAUGUACAGGUUUUGAAAUUUGUAAAAUAUGACUGUUAAGAGGAGGCUAUUUAACUGAGGACAUUAAGAUACUUGAACAUUUUAUGCCUCACGUCUGUUUAUCAGUUCUAGUUAUCUGUAUAAAUGCAUUUUAGAACCGAUAGACAGUAAACUUGAAUUUACCUUUUGAUAAGAGUACAAGCCACUGUACAUUCAAAAAUUAUUUAAAUUUGCAAACACACUGUUCUAUAUGUAAGGUACUGUAUGUAAAACUGUUUAUUAAAACUAUUCUGCAUACUCUACAUUUUCCACUUUUCUUCCUGAUCUACAUCCAAGUGUAAAAAAGAAGUGAUUGUUACUAUGUACAGACCAUAAAAAAAUCUUGGAAUGCCUUUUAAGGAUACAUACAAUUGAAAAAUGUGCCAAAGAUGGAUUAUCUGGGAAAGACUUUGCAACCAGUGCAUUGAACUUUCAUGGUAAGACCAUUAUUGAGAAAGAAAGCAGCGUGACUGGUUCAUUGCUAAAAUAAACCUACCCUGACCUUUCCUGUUUGUCUGUCAUAUCUGAAGUGAGUUAUCACUCCUGAUGGCCAAAGCAAAAUGUAAAUCCCUGUUACAGAAUGGUUGCUAUUUAAAAAGUCUUCCCACAUCAAGCUUGUAGGAGACAUCACAGUGCUGCGUGGUAACAUGGAAGUACAGAAUGGUUGGCAACUCCAUAUUGCAGAAAGCACAUGAGCUGAGGAGUUGUUGAUGUUUCAUAGCAACUGUUAAUAAAUAAAAUACUCUGUGUUAUAUAGUCGAUGCUUAAAUAACUGCUUCAAACAAUAUGGAUAGUUGAGUGACCUACUUGCUUUUGGAUAUGUGAGACUUUUUAUAUGCUAUUCACUUGCUGCAUAUCCUUGUAUGUGGUACUGUGUGUACUGUAUAAGAGAAGUGUAAAUCCAGAUGAGUUACUUUGAAACAAAGUGGAGUGUAUUUACAGAAUUUAUACAGCAUACACUGUAGCAAUAUUAUGCAAUGUGUGUGCAUGCAUGUGAUGUAAUAUAAUUGUAAAUGUUACUGAAGGUGGAGGUGGACUUAGAGAUUUCAGUGGGGAGGACGAAGUUUUAGUGCAGAGACGGAGGAAUAGUAUCCUGAAAAGGAAAUACUAAGGUCAGAGUUGAAGUUGCCCUUGCAGCUUUAAUGUGUCUUGUGUUUGUAUGUGUAAUGGCCUCUUAAUUUACAUGAAUAUGUAAUCUUAUCCCUCAAGAUCUUGCCUUGUUCAGGAUGGACUGUGCUUACAAAAACAAUCCGUUCAGUA